Messenger RNA from Notodromas monacha, 1515 nucleotides. NCBI's taxonomy places the organism in Eukaryota, Metazoa, Arthropoda, Ostracoda, Podocopida, Cyprididae. The record is from the annotation of a GenBank genome assembly.
UUAACUACGAUCCUGCUUCCGAAGGCAGAUGUGAAGAACGAGCGGGAACGCGCUGAAGCUGAACUCGUUAAACAAAAACUCGCUAAAAUGAGUGCAACGGAUAAACAGGAAAUAUCAAUAAAAUGCAAGGAAUUGCAAAAGCUCAACGAGCAAGUGCAGGACAAAUCAAAGCUUCCGAUUCUCAAACUAGAAGAUGUCGAGGUCGCACAGCCUCCUUGCGACUUGGUCCUCGCCAUUGCAGCUGGGGUUCCUUUCCAACUCUGCGCCCUACCAACAAAUGGAGUGACUUACUUCCGCGCCAUUAUCCACACCGGAGGCGUUCCGGAAAAGAACAAAAAAUACGUGGCUCUUUUUGCGGACGUUUUGACGGAAAUGGGAGUCGAAGGUUUGGACUACAAGGAAUUGAAUCACGAGGUUAUGUUACGGACAGGCGGUUUGCAAUCUACGAGUAUUGUCCACUCAAACCCUCUAUUUCCGGAUUUGGCAGAACAAACCCUACUGUUGGGCAGCUUCUGCCUGAACCGCAACACGCAACAAAUGUUCGAAAUCUGGAGGAGCAUUUUCACUAGCUUCAAGCCAACGACAGACCGACUCAAAAACUUGGUCAAACAGGAACUCGCAUCCUUCGAAAACAGUUUCAUUAGCGGAGCGCACACUUUAGCACUCAUCACGGCAGCAAAAUCCAUGUCCGCCUCGGCCGCCCUCAACGAAGAAAUCAUGGGACUCCCGUACUUGAAAUUUCUCCGGGAGAUCAACUCGAGUGAAGAGAAUCUCCAGCGGGCGGCAGAAACUUUAAAGGAUAUUUGUGAAAAGGUCCUCGAUCCGAGAUCAAUGACCUGCGCGAUCAACACGAGUCAAGAUUUUAUGAAUGAUGCGCUGAAGCUCGCGGAGAGAUUUGUUGGAGGGAUCCCUGCUCCUUUAGGAAGAAGUGGUCCCGGCACGGAUAUAAUUUCGUUACUCGGAAGAUUAAUGGAGAAGAAAGCGGCUACUGAUGGAAAACGUGGUUCGCAAGUUAAAGUCGAAGCGACGUGCAGGGAACUGCCCCAACUGCCUCGUUGCACCUCACGCACGAGCAAUCUGAUCGAAACGGGUUAUGCCUNGUUAACUACGAUCCUGCUUCCGAAGGCAGAUGUGAAGAACGAGCGGGAACGCGCUGAAGCUGAACUCGUUAAACAAAAACUCGCUAAAAUGAGUGCAACGGAUAAACAGGAAAUAUCAAUAAAAUGCAAGGAAUUGCAAAAGCUCAACGAGCAAGUGCAGGACAAAUCAAAGCUUCCGAUUCUCAAACUAGAAGAUGUCGAGGUCGCACAGCCUCCUUGCGACUUGGUCCUCGCCAUUGCAGCUGGGGUUCCUUUCCAACUCUGCGCCCUACCAACAAAUGGAGUGACUUACUUCCGCGCCAUUAUCCACACCGGAGGCGUUCCGGAAAAGAACAAAAAAUACGUGGCUCUUUUUGCGGACGUUUUGACGGAAAUGGGAGUCGAAGGUUUAGACUACAAGGAAUUGAAUCACGAG